This is a messenger RNA of Seriola dumerili (greater amberjack), 2078 nucleotides long. It is a transcript of the gene nim1kb, whose product is annotated as serine/threonine-protein kinase NIM1-like. The record is from RefSeq and is a predicted model, not a curated record. The coding region runs from base 73 to 1374 and encodes 433 amino acids. NCBI's taxonomy places the organism in Eukaryota, Metazoa, Chordata, Actinopteri, Carangiformes, Carangidae. The transcript has 4 exons. Gene Ontology annotation, molecular function: ATP binding; protein serine/threonine kinase activity; tau-protein kinase activity. Gene Ontology annotation, biological process: intracellular signal transduction; microtubule cytoskeleton organization; protein phosphorylation. Gene Ontology annotation, cellular component: cytoplasm.
UCUUUAUUUUUUUUGCUUGCAAUGGACUCCAUGGCUGUGUUUUGAUGCAGAGCACCACUUUGGAAACUUGAAAUGCCUGGAGGCCAGUACCAGGUCACAAGCACCAGGCUCCACCACAGCCUUUACAGCUUGACGGACAGCUCUGAAGCCGGCCCCGAGGAUGAUGAGGCCGAGACCGCGCUGCGCCUCACCCCCCUGCAGAAGCUCACAACUGACAUGUGCAAGGACGAGAAGACCAUCAAGGAGCUGAUCAUAGGUCGCAGGGUGGGCUUCUACAAGGUCCGUGGGGAGAUCGGUUAUGGGACCUUCUCCAGGGUCAAACUGGCUUUCCACGCUCUGACUAAAGACAAAGUGGCCCUGAAGAUCCUGGAUAAGAUGAGGCUGGACAUCCAGGCCCAGCGUCUGCUCUCCAGGGAGAUCAGCAGCAUGGAGACCCUGCAGCACCCCAACGUGGUGCGUCUGUACGAGGUGGUGGAGACCCCGAGCCGCCUUUACCUGGUGCUGGAGUACGCAGGCGGAGGAGACCUGCACAACAGGAUCUGCAACGAGGGAAAGUUUUCUGACAACAACAGCAAGAUCACCUUCGCUCAGAUCCUCUCUGCCAUCAAAUACAUGCACAACAUCAACAUCAUCCACCGGGACCUGAAGGCGGAGAACGUUCUGUUCACCAGCGCUGGCUGUGUGAAGGUGGCUGACUUUGGCUUCAGCACGCAGGUCUCAAACCGCAACAACGCCCUCGACACCUUCUGCGGCUCUCCACCCUACGCGGCCCCGGAGCUCUUCAGGGACGAGUGCUACCUGGGGCCGCCGGUGGACGUGUGGGCCAUGGGCGUCCUGCUUUUCUUCAUGGUGACCGGCACCAUGCCGUUCCGCGCUGACACCAUGGGCAAGCUGCGGCGCUGCAUCAUCGAAGGCGCCUACACCGUCCCCCCCUGGGUGCCCGGGCCCUGCCAGAAGCUCAUCAAGGGCAUUUUGAAGACAGUCGCGGCCGAGCGCUACGCUGUCGACCAGAUGAUGGGCUGCGAUUGGCUCUUACCUGUGGAGUUUCCCUGGUCGUUGCUGCCUCCCGAACCAGUGAGCCCUCUGCAGAGCCUGCUGGACUCGGAGUACGGGGACCUGGAAGAGAUGGUGGAGGAGGUCAGGGGCUCGCUGGAGGAGCUCGGCUUUACAACGGAGCACCUACGAAACAAUCAGCCCAAAGACAGCCGCAACCCCUUCACCGGGGUUUAUCGAAUCCUGCUGCACCAAGCCCAGAAGAGAAGGGGCUGCGACUGCCUCCCUGUGGUCCGAGGCAUGGUGAGGGAUCCCAAGAGAGAGGGGCUCCGGGCCUACAGGGGCCUCCGACACACCUCCAAGUUCUGUGUGCUUUCAUAAGAGAGAAGCUUCAGCACAGUUUUUAUACAGACUUUUAUACCAACAGAACCAGUAGCAUUAGUGAUUUUUUUUUUAUUUUACUUUGUGUAGUUUUUACAGACAAAUAUUUUUGAUAAAUGUAUUUUACUCCUUCCAAUGCAGCAUUUUGUCAUAGCCUAACCUGUGAGUGAAAGUGCCUAAUGAAAUGAAACAACAGUGAUAGUUGUUGCUCCUUGCAGGAACAGUGAAUUUAGAUUCAUCCUGUAAAACUUGUAUUAAAUACAGCAGCAAGGCAAUAUACAGUAUCUAUAGCGAUGAAUCUGUUGAUCAUGAUUGUCUGGUUAAUUGAUUAAUCAUUUGAUCCAGUGAUUACUUGAAGUGAAGCAGUGCUGCUCAGUGUAGUUUAUGGCCUUAGUGUCUGAGUGUGGACAUGAGUUGUCAGCAGUCCAACUGAAGACUCAGGUCUGAAGAUGUAAAUAAGUUUAUUUCUUAUCUUUUUAAUCUUCCUGGGUUCCAGUGGGGGUCCCAUCCCUUAUUUUGAGAACUUUAUUCUGUAAAAUGUUGGAAAAUAAAAUAAUGAGAAUUGCCCUUAACAGGUUUUCCCUGAUGCAUUAAGUCUUGUCAUGUAAAAUAUGAUAUUUGUGCACAUGAUUUUGGCCUUUCCUUUUGAGCGCACAGAGGACUUUCAGGAAAUAUUCAAAUAACAAAUGUUAAAGUUUCUUCAA